This is a messenger RNA of Micropterus dolomieu (smallmouth bass), 2784 nucleotides long. RefSeq names its product T-box transcription factor 5b (gene tbx5b). Gene Ontology annotation, cellular component: nucleus. Lineage: Eukaryota; Metazoa; Chordata; Actinopteri; Centrarchiformes; Centrarchidae. Gene Ontology annotation, molecular function: RNA polymerase II cis-regulatory region sequence-specific DNA binding; DNA-binding transcription factor activity, RNA polymerase II-specific. The record is from RefSeq and is a predicted model, not a curated record. Gene Ontology annotation, biological process: pattern specification process; cell fate specification; regulation of transcription by RNA polymerase II. The coding region runs from base 95 to 1711 and encodes 538 amino acids. The transcript has 9 exons.
AAGCUACAAAUAUAUGCGAGCAGAGAGAGAGCGUGCAGGAGCAGGAUGAGCGUGUUUUCUGCAUGGAGAGCAGAGCAGUGCGUUUGAGUGGGACAUGGCAAACGGAGGGGACCAGUUCGGCCUUGCAGAGCGUCCGGACUCGGACUGCAUGGAUUCCCCAAAAGAGAGCAAACAGGAAAAUCCCAGCUACACCUUAAACUCACCAGCUUCACCGCAGACAGCCUCCAGCCAGCAGGCACCGGCCUGCACCGCGGAGCAUAAUGGGAUGGAGGGAAUCAAAGUUUUCCUUCAUGACAGGGAACUUUGGACGAAAUUUGAUGAAGUGGGAACUGAAAUGAUCAUCACCAAGGCUGGAAGGAGGAUGUUCCCCAGCUACAAAGUGAAGGUCACAGGACUCAACCCAAAAACCAAGUACAUACUCCUGAUGGACAUAGUGCCCAGGGAUGACCAUCGCUACAAAUUCGCGGACAAUAAAUGGUCUGUAACGGGAAAGGCAGAGCCCGCGAUGCCCGGGAGGCUCUACGUUCAUCCAGACUCUCCCGCCACCGGGGCGCACUGGAGCCGCCAGCUCGUCUCUUUUCAGAAGCUCAAACUCACCAACAACCACCUGGACCCCUUUGGACAUAUAAUACUCAACUCCAUGCACAAAUACCAGCCUCGUCUUCACAUUGUCAAAGCGGAUGAGAACAACGGCUUCGGCUCCAAAAACACGGCCUUCUGCACCCACGUCUUCUCAGAGACUGCCUUUAUCGCUGUGACGUCCUACCAGAACCACAAGAUUACACAGUUGAAGAUAGAGAAUAAUCCUUUUGCCAAGGGCUUCCGAGGCAGCGACGACAAUGAGCUGCACCGCAUGGCCAAGCUACAAGGUAAGGACUACCCUGUGGUCCCUCGUAGUACUGUCCGUCAGAGAGCCUGCUCCACCGGGAGUCCAUUCAGUGGGGAGGGUCAGGGUCUGCAAAGUUCCCCCGAAGUCGCCGGGUCCCCCUAUAGCUGCGAGAACGGCUUGAGUGGCAGCAGUCCCCAGGAGCUGCUGAGCUCUCCCCCUGCACACUACAUACUGCCUCACCCUCAUCUGCAGCACGGCCAACAGCCGCAGGUCUACCACUGCACUAAGAGGAAAGUGGUGGAGAACUGCUCUCCAGGAAACCGCCAGCACCCGUACAAGAAACCCUUCACUGGUAGCUCACCAAGUGAGGGCGAGUCUUACUAUCACCCCUCCUCCUACCCUCCUCCUCCACCCGGUCUAUCCAACAACCCUGCCCUGGGUCUCACUGACUCCCCCUACAGCUCAGACAUGGGACAGCGUCAGGCAUGCAUGUUUGCCGGCUCAGAGCCCAGACUGGAUGAACUCAACUGUACAUCCUGGUCAUACACAUGCCCACUCCCAUCUGCCAUGACCCCCAUGGAGUCCUACCCACCUUAUACCCCUCAUCCUCCCUACAGCUCCAGCCCUCAGGGCUCUCGACUCAGCGCUAUAGCCCACCAGAGCUCUCCGCCGCUGGGAGAACAGAUCGCCCACGACCCCUACCAGAGCCAGAGCUCUGGACCUCCAUCUCAGAGCUCCCAAAAUGUUCACAGCAGGCAGCUCAGCCCUCCUCUUAGAGAGUACCCUCGCUACACGCCCAACCUGUCUCCUCCUCUCUACCACACACUAGAGACUCACACACACAUCAGGUGUGGAGUCCCAGAAUGGAGUGCAGCCUCCUAACUGAACCAGGAUAAACCAGAAAGACUGAUUAGUGGACAGAGAUUCCUCUUCUCAAAUUCAGUGACCCCUCUAUCUGCUCUUCUGAAAGAUGCUGCACCGUAUAUGGACUAAAUGUGAUAUUACCUUUGUAAAAUAAUUGUGAAAAGUGUGAUUUUGUGCUGUAUGAAAAAGUGUCAUCUUUUAUCUUCUGUAAUGUUUCUCCCUCGUGCUGGAUGGAGCAGUGGAUUGUUAAAAACUAGACAUGGACAUGCAUGACGCUUCAGACGUUUAAAAAGAAAAGAGUCUGAGUAGCACAAUCAACGUUGUACUUUGUCGUCUUUCCAUAACUCAAAGACUGGUGUCAUCCAAACAUUUGCACUGUGAGCCCUGUUAAGGCCAGACCGUAAACAGCACUAGGCUGCUUCCCUCUCAAUGGCUCCCACUCUCUACAUUGUGAAGGAUGUACAUUGUGACCCACUGUCAGACAGGCAGUAACAUUUUCUGACCAAAAUAAUCUCAGCUCUCACAGCAGAGCCUGAGGGAGACAUUUUUUAUCUUUAGUGGAGCAAAGCAACGGUCCACGCUCAGUCUCAGUAAAGGAGAAAAGGCUUGUGUUGUCUGUGUGUGCGUGAUUGUCUGUAAAGCCUAUGUCAGCUCAGCUCAAGGAUGCUAUGAGUUAAUUUCCAAUGAGACAGGCAGUAGUAGCCGCAGGCGCUGCACCAUAGAGAUAAACAGUUUGUUUAGACCACGCUACAGGCUGCAGGACCUGUAAACGCUGUUUCUACUGCAUUCUGGGUAAAUGCACAAUUCAGCGUCAUGCAGCUGUCACUGCUGUCCUCUUAGUCAACCCCAGGUGACCAAUCGGCAUUCUCUGUUUACAGAGAGCCAGCCAAUGAGCACACGUCUUUCUUUUAUCCCCAGCUGACCAGUUAGAGCUGGAGUGCAGCAUGCUUUAUGUUGGCCCAUUUUUGUUUGUUUCUGAAUUAUUCAUGAGUCCAAUGUUGAUCGUUGACAUGAGACGAUUGCUCAGCAAACUCAAAGAAACACAGUGCUGUAAAUGUGAUAAUAUUGACGCUCCAACUCGUUUUAAUAUU